This is a messenger RNA of Quercus lobata, 2082 nucleotides long. Its product is annotated as L-type lectin-domain containing receptor kinase IX.1-like. The transcript has a single exon. Gene Ontology annotation, biological process: protein phosphorylation. NCBI's taxonomy places the organism in Eukaryota, Viridiplantae, Streptophyta, Magnoliopsida, Fagales, Fagaceae. Bases 1 to 2082 code for a protein of 693 amino acids. Gene Ontology annotation, molecular function: protein kinase activity; carbohydrate binding; ATP binding. The record is from RefSeq and is a predicted model, not a curated record.
AUGAUCAUCUUCUUUUUAUUGUCACUUCCCCAUACAAAUUCAGUUUACUUCAACCUCUCUAGUUUCCAACCAAGUGAUAGCAGCAUAACCUUUCAGGGUGAUGCAUACGUGGACUCACAAGGUCUCCAACUCACAAAGAAUACACAAACCGCAUUACUGAGUUAUAGCGCUGGUCGUGCCUUAUAUUCUGAACAAGUGCGCCUUUGGGAUAAUAACUCAGGGUGGCUAGCAGACUUCACCACUCACUUCUCCUUCAUCAUUAAAGCUGUUACUGCUGUGCCUGCUGAUGGGCUCACCUUCUUCAUUGCUCCAUUUGGUUCUAAAAUGCCCAACAAUUCAACCGGCAGGGCUUUUGGACUGUUGAGCAGUGAUGAUGCUCUCAACGGCACUCAUAAUCAAAUUGUUGCAGUUGAGUUUGACACUUUCAAAAACCAAUUUGAUCCAAGCAGUGAUCAUGUUGGAAUCGAUGUCAAUUCCAUCGUCUCAAAGGCAAAUGUCACAUGGAAUAGUAGCAUUAGCAAUGGGUCCACAGCAAACACAUGGAUAAGUUAUAACUCUACAACCAAAAUCCUGAGUGUGUUCCUUACUUAUGCUGAUAAUCCAGUCUUUAGCGGGAAUUCUAGUCUUUCAUAUAGUGUUGACUUGAGGACUGUUUUACCGGAAUGGGUUAGUGUUGGUUUAUCCGCGGCAACAGGUGCAAAAACAGAGACAAAUACAGUACUCUCUUGGUCAUUCAAUUCAACCUCAGAGCUUGUAGAUGGGGUUUCUCAGACAAACGACACGGGAACAAGGACUAAUGUGAACACAAAAAAUUGGGACAUGAAAAACAAAUUGGCGUUGAUCAUUGGUUUAGCAGUGAGUUUCGGUGGAGUGAGUUGUGCAUUAGGUCUACUUUGGUUCAUUUGUUGGAGAAAAGGGGCUAAUGUGAACACAGAAGAUUUUGCUGAUGAUGUUUGUAUCGAUGAUGAAUUUGAAAAAGGAACUGGCCCAAGAAGUUUCACUUACCAUGAACUUAUCCGUGCAACAAACAACUUUGCUGAAGGAGGGAAGCUUGGACAAGGAGGAUUCGGAUGUGUUUACAAGGGUUUGUUAAGGGAAUCCAAUACAGAAGUUGCAGUUAAAAGAGUCUCAAAAGGAUCAAGGCAAGGUAAAAAGGAGUACAUAUCAGAAGUGAAGACCAUUAGCCAUUUAAGACAUAGGAAUUUGGUUCAACUCAUUGGUUGGUGCCAUGAACAAGGUGAGUUACUUCUUGUGUAUGAGUUCAUGGCUAAUGGAAGCCUUGAUACUCAUCUAUUUGGAGCAAAGAUUAUGCUAACAUGGUCUGUGAGGUAUAAAAUAGCUCUUGGAUUGGCUUCUGCACUAUUAUACCUUCAUGAAGAAUGGGAACAAUGUGUGGUGCACAGAGAUAUAAAGUCAAGUAAUAUUAUGUUAGAUUCAAAUUUCAAUACCAAACUAGGCGAUUUUGGGCUUGCAAGGCUUGUAGACCAUGAGUUGGGCUCACAAACUACUGUUUUGGCAGGCACUAUGGGCUACCUAGCCCCAGAGUGUGCUAUUGCUGGCAAGGCUUCCAAGGAAUCUGAUGUCUAUAGUUUUGGGGUGGUUUCCCUUGAGAUCACAUGUGGAAGAAAGCCAAUCCAACUACAGGCCAAACCAAGCAAGGUAAGUCUUGUAGAGUGGGUGUGGGACCUCUAUGGAAAAGACCAACUCCUUGAAGCUGUUGAUAAAAGAUUAAGUAUGGAAUUUGAUGAGAAGCAAAUGGAGUGCUUGAUGGUAGUUGGCUUGUGGUGUUGCCAUCCUGAUCCCACUAUUCGACCCUCUAUAAGGCAAGUGAUAAAUGUACUUAAUUUUGAAGCUCCUUUUCCCAUUCUUUCAUCAAAAUUGCCUGUGCCAAUGUACGAUGAGCCUUCAAUGCACUUGUGUAGAUUAUCGUAUACACCAACUAGUCACUUGGGAUCAAUCAAAGGUCAGCCAUUGUGCUCGUGUAGUAGUUGUUCUACUAAUUCGUCUACGUCAGUUGGCCUUAGUAAACCUCUUCUAAAUUCAGGCAAAGCUGAUGUGGAGUUAACUUCGGUUUCAUAUUAA